AUGACUUAUUUCAACAUCAACACCGUGCUCUCUGGACAGAAUCCUGAUAACACGGGUCGGACAACGACCAUUGAUCUUGCACAGCAAUGCGCCACCACGACUCGGACCGUCUACGGAACCACAACGAGCGGGCAGUCCCAGUUCAUGAUUGUUCAACACAUCGGAUACUUCCAUCCGGCCACUUCUGGCACGUAUACUUUCAGCUUCAGUAAUGUCGAUGAUGGUGUCUAUCUUUGGCUAGGCAAUAACGCCAAGACUGGUUUCACCAAUGCCAAUGUCAACAAAAAUGUCGACUACUACGUUACCAAUAGCGCCGGCACCUACACGUUCACUGAGACGGCCGGCCAAUACUAUCCAAUUCGGCUAUUAUUUGUCAAUGCACAGCAGUGCGGCAGCUUCACUUUCUCACUCACUGACCCGGCCGGAGGUGUGGUUGUCUCGAACUCUCAAGCCGUAGUUGGCGAUCAACUCGUAGCUAGUUGCCCCAACGACUCGAACGCAGCGCCUUUUGGUUUCUAG
Colletotrichum costaricense is the source of this 519-nucleotide messenger RNA. RefSeq lists its product as uncharacterized. Bases 1 to 519 code for a protein of 172 amino acids. The record is from RefSeq and is a predicted model, not a curated record. Lineage: Eukaryota; Fungi; Ascomycota; Sordariomycetes; Glomerellales; Glomerellaceae. The transcript has a single exon.